Molecule: messenger RNA, 1674 nt
Organism: Aspergillus aculeatus ATCC 16872
Lineage: Eukaryota; Fungi; Ascomycota; Eurotiomycetes; Eurotiales; Aspergillaceae
Exons: 4
Coding region: 1-1674 (557 amino acids)
Molecular function (GO): protein binding
Source: RefSeq, a predicted model, not a curated record
AUGCAGAUGUGGAUGAAAGGGACUGCGACGACACCGCCACUUAGAGACAUCCUCCCUAGGAGUGCAAAUGGUCAAAUUGUCUUUACUUCCCGAAACCGAAAGCUUGCGAUAAAGUUGGCAUCACCUGAGGUGCUAUCCAUCCCUGAUGUUGAUAAAGACACUGCAUCAAAAAUGCUAGAAACCCUGCUUGUCCAGAAGGGGUUGCUACGAGAUGAUCUUCUCACAUUGGCAUUCCUGGAACAGCUUGAUUUUUUUCCUCUUGCGAUCGCUCAAGCCGCGGAUUAUAUCAAUGAGAACGACAUCGAGCUAUCUGAUUAUCUGUUCAUCUUCAAAGAGAAGGAAGCCACUGCGAUCGAAUUGAUGAGUGAGGAAUUCGACAGCGAGGGUAAUCAGAACCCAGUCAUCACGACCUGGCUCAUUUCUUUCCAGCAGAUCCAAGAACUUAAUCGACUGGCGACUGACUAUCUGUCAUUUAUUUCCUGUAUCAGUCCAAAGGAUAUUCCGCAGUCAAUCCUUCCACCUGCGCCUUCGGCAAAAAAGCAUGCGGAUGCACUUGGUCUCCUGAAUGCAUAUUCAUUUAUCAGUCUACAUGCCUGCAACAGCUCAUUCAGUCUCCACCGACUUGUGCACCUUGCAGUGCAGAAUUGGCUACGCAAAGCGGGCUUCCUUAGCCUUUGGGUACAAAAAACGAUGCAACGCCUGGAUGAUAUCUUCCCUUCGACUGAUCCCGAAAAUCGAGCAUUGUGGAGGAGCAAUCUUCCUCACACACUCUUUCUUCAAGAAAGUGGGGAGUUUCAAAAGAUUCGUCAUGACUACGGCGACUUCAUCAUAAGGCAUCCCGAUAGUCUUACGAGUCUCAGCAUUCUUGGUUCGCUGCUGCUGUACCAGGGGAAAUCUCAAGAGGCAGAAGCCCUUAUUCGGAAAGCACUACAAAAAAGGGAAAAGGUUCUAGGCCUAGAGCAUCCCCAUGCUCUACGUAGUACUUAUGACCUUGCUUUGGUACUUCAAGGCCAGGGCAAGGCUAAGGAGGCGGAAGCCAUUAACCAGCGGGUGCUAGACUGGAGGGAGAAAACUCUAGGGCCAGAUCAUGCCGAUACACUUGCUUGUUGGCCGGUUCUUUGUUAUCAGGGCAAAUAUGAAGAUGCAGAAACCAUGCUGGGACAAGCCCUAGAGCUCAGUAAGAAAGUUCUAGGACUAGAGCAUCCACAAACUCUUACCAAUGCUGAUAAUCUUGGUCUUGUUCUUCACUAUCAGGGCAAGUACCUCGAGACGGAGGCUAUAAACCAGCAAGCAUUAGAAGGAUACAAGACAUUCCUGGUGCCCGAGCACCCUGACACGCUUACCAGCAUGCGCAACCUCGCAUACGCAUUGAAAGGACUCCGGAAAGACCAAGAUGCGUUGGCCUUGAUGGCAAAAUGCUUCCAGCUCCGCAAGAAAGUGUUAGGACCGGACCACCCUCAUGUCAAACUCUGCGUUGAGGCCAUUGAGAAAUGGCUCUAUGGGACCAGCCCCAGCAGAGUCGGAGUCAGCCUCCAUCUCUAUACAACCACGGACAGAGCACUCUCCCUCAACCCACCCAGAAAAACGACCGAUCAGCCUCGCGCGAACGUGCUUUGGGGAGCACCCUCUCCUGAGAGCCUCCUGGAAUACCUCUUCGGGGACGGAACAUUGUGA